Messenger RNA from Chroicocephalus ridibundus (black-headed gull), 1370 nucleotides. It is a transcript of the gene YIPF1, whose product is annotated as Yip1 domain family member 1. Bases 167 to 1087 code for a protein of 306 amino acids. NCBI's taxonomy places the organism in Eukaryota, Metazoa, Chordata, Aves, Charadriiformes, Laridae. Gene Ontology annotation, molecular function: small GTPase binding. The transcript has 9 exons. Gene Ontology annotation, biological process: vesicle-mediated transport. The record is from RefSeq and is a predicted model, not a curated record. Gene Ontology annotation, cellular component: Golgi apparatus; membrane.
GCCCGGCGGCUGCUGGCCCUUUAAGGGCCGGGAGCGGUUGGGCUGCGGCGGCCGGAGGUGCGGGGCCUUCACCUGUUCUGCGACGGGGCCGCCGGCAGCGGGGACACGGACAGGGACACGGGGAAGGGGUUCAGCGCUGUCGCCCGUCCUGCAGCAGGGCGGGGGGAUGGCGGCGGUGGAUGACCUCAAAUUCCAAGAAUUUGACGAUGCAGCUAAUUUGCUUGCAGCAAAUCCUGACGCUACUACAAUAAGCAUUGACGAGCCAGCUGAAAUCCCCAAGAAUCAGCACAGCCGUCGGCAGGACCCAGGGAGAGAAGAGGAUGAUGAAUUACUGGGGACCGACGACUCGGAUAAAACAGAGCUGCUUGCAGGACAGAAGAAGAGUGCCCCUUUCUGGACGUUUGAGUACUACCAGACGUUCUUCGAUGUGGACACGUACCAGGUCCUGGACAGAAUCAAAGGUUCGGUUUUCCCAGUACCGGGGAAGAACUUUGUGAGGCUGUAUAUCCGCAGCAAUCCUGACCUUUACGGUCCUUUUUGGAUAUGUGCCACGCUCGUCUUUACCAUUGCUGUUAGUGGCAAUCUCUCGAAUUUCUUCAUCCAUCUGGGCAAACCAACAUACCACUAUGUGCCCGAGUUCAGAAAAGUGUCCAUAGCAGCGACAACGAUUUAUGCGUAUGCUUGGCUUGUUCCCCUGGCUCUCUGGGGAUUCCUGAUGUGGAGGAACAGUAAAGUUAUGAACAUUGUGUCCUACUCGUUCCUGGAGAUUGUGUGUGUAUAUGGUUACUCCCUCUUCAUUUACAUUCCCACAGCGAUUUUAUGGAUUAUUCCACAAAAAGUGGUGCGCUGGGUCCUGGUGAUGUUCUCCCUGUGCCUUUCGGGGUCUGUUUUGGUGAUGACCUUUUGGCCCGCUGUCCGAGAUGACAACCGGAGGAUUGCGCUGGCGACCGUGGGGACCAUUGUUCUGCUUCAUGCCCUGCUGGCUGUCGGCUGUUUGGCGUACUUUUUUGAUGCCCCUGAACUGGAUUUUCCUGCACCUGUUAUCCCUGCUCACAAUGUAUCAACAGUAGUAACAAGGAGUCGGUAAAUAAGGUUACAAUGCCUGUUUCUCCAUCUGUACAGUAAUCUUAUUUUAGACUAUUUUUUCACUGAAGAACAUGGAAACCGCAAGAAAAGGGAAUGCUUUUUGUAGAAGAAAGGACAGUGAUGUCCCAUGGACAUACGGACAUCUCCAGACUCACUGGAGACUGACUGGUUCCAUAAGGGGAGUGAACUGUUGAUCUUAAUCCUGUACAGCAGUUUUUCUUUUUUAAAAGUCUGUCUGCACUCACAACACUAUUUUGCCUCUGAAUAAAGUGUUCUGAAGGUGA